Messenger RNA from Aureobasidium uvarum, 753 nucleotides. The record is from the annotation of a GenBank genome assembly. NCBI's taxonomy places the organism in Eukaryota, Fungi, Ascomycota, Dothideomycetes, Dothideales, Saccotheciaceae.
AUGGCACCUCGUAACAAAUUAUAUACGUACAGGGUAAGGAGCCCUAGGGACAAUAUUGAAACUUCGGGAUGGCUGACAGCUCAAUCGCUCAGUAGNGGCGGUCCGAGAUCAAUCGGUAUUCUUGCUGUGGCUCAUGCCAUUGGUUUUGAUAUUGAGGUGGUUGAGACGAAUCCACAAGAUGGACUUUCCGAAGAAUACCUGAAAUUGAAUCGACUGGGCAAGACGCCCACUUUUGUGAGCUCUGAUGGCACUGUCUUGACAGAGUGUAUGGCGAUUGCGCUGCACGUGGCAAGUCAGGAUACCGAAUCAAGAAUGCUCGGCUCUGGACACAUGGAUUUCAUCAAUAUUGUCAAUUGGAUGUCACUUUGUAACAGCGAUGUAGUCAAAAGAAUGGCAGCCUGGAUCUUGCCAUUGCUAGGUGUGGCACCUUAUGCUCCGGAAGGCGUCGAGAUGGCGAAAAAGCAAGCCGCUCAAGCUAUACAGAUUGUUGAGGAUCAUCUACGGGAUAAGAGAUACCUAGUGGCGGAUGGCUUGACCUUAGCCGAUCUCUUCUGCGCUGGACUGGUCAGUUUCGGCUUCGCAAAAGUCUUCGAUCGAGUCUGGAGAGCACAAUUCCCUUAUUUCACGGCUUGGUUCGAGAUGAUAACAAACUUGGAAAUGUAUCGAGCAGUGAUACCCGACACUGUCAUGGUAGAUACUGCUAUAGGACCACCGAGUGCGUCGAUGAUGGGUGACUAUGUUGCAGACGACUAG